Acanthoscelides obtectus is the source of this 8482-nucleotide messenger RNA. The record is from the annotation of a GenBank genome assembly. NCBI's taxonomy places the organism in Eukaryota, Metazoa, Arthropoda, Insecta, Coleoptera, Chrysomelidae.
AAUAAUUGUAUAGACGGAAUUUACAACAGAAUUGAGGCUGGCCGAUAUGAAACUUCUGGUUUGUAACUUGGAUAUUUGUGAAAUUAAAUGAAAUUCGAGGGAUGUCUUUUAAGUUUUGCUUAUGGAAAUAAAACAACACGGUACGAGGACUCAAUUCCGUAGUAAAAUAUCUAUACAAUUAUUUCUGUAAUCCUGGUGAUACUGGCAAAACAUACGAACAUACAGUUGUGGUCAAGAAAUGAGAAUGAAUAAUUUGGAUGGAAAACAAUGCAACAAUUUAUCAAGGAUAAGCAUGUAUUGACCACCGAAGUAUUUCCGUUAACGUGCUGUCGAUAUGUCAAACAAAAAUUUUCCAGCCACUCUAAUGUUAGUUUGUAAUUAGUGAAACCGAGAUAUCUUGAUCUCUGUCACUGAGAGCAGCUGAUUGUGAGCUAAAAACGAACACGCGAGGAGACUAGACAGAUCGAUCAAGUGUGCCUUACAAAGACAAAAUGUAUUCGACAGCUGCGAAUAUCAUUAAAAUGUGUUGUUCCGUUCAAAACAUGCAGUAAUCUUUCAGUUGUCCUUUAUUUCCUACCACUAUUGAUCUGUAAUGGGAUAACGGUAUCGGAGCUGACCCCAAUGUUGAAGAUCCCCGCACGUUUUAGACAAUGUGACCUCAGUGUAUCCCUUGCGUUUGAUUAUUGUGACUGCAUUGUCAACAUGGGUACAAGGGCUGCUGCAUUUACAGCCAAAAUCCGCAGUCUCUAUGACUACCAACUACGGCUCAUGCAGGGCGUUAUGCCCCCUCCAUCUGGAGUUGACAUAGCAAACACAAUCAAAUACUUCUCUCAAACGCUCCUCACUGUCCUCAAAGAUGUCCCAAACUCCCCUUUCGAACUCCUCAAAGACCCGGAAAUGGAUUCCGUCCGUAUGGGAUUAUUUCCUAGUCUGGACUACAAAGGACUCUACAACUCGCUUGUCCCUCUUAUAGAAGUCGCUCCUUUAAUUUCCUAUGGGUUACACGCAUUUGGUCAGUCAUUCCUUCAGUGUCUGGGAUGUCUUCUACCCUUCUUGGAACAUGAUUUGAUUGAUAACUUAUCUUACUUAGCAGCAUCUACCAUAUCAGUUUUACCUAGCUCCCUUCAUCAAGACAUAGUGAAUUGUUUGUGUUUUUAUAUACUACCGUUCGCAAUAACUAGGCAUAGUGAUAGCAGCCAAGACAUAUGUCAUUCUGUGUCAGCUGUAAUAAUGAUGGUCUUUCAAUACUCAACAAAUCCUGCUCAUCACUGCCAGCUUUUGGAAUGUCUGAUGACACUAAAGAAACAUAUUCUCAAAGACGUCUUGUGUGUGAUAGCGUAUGGUACAACAACGGCUCGUUCCUCUGCCGCUAAGCUUCUGUUUUACUAUUGGCCCACCUUCAACGCCAAUCUCUUUGAUAGGAAAAAUCUUAUUUGCAAAUUUGCCGAUCCAACCCCUUUCGUAUGCCAACGUGAUAUGUGUCCGAAUUCUGGCAAUGCAGAGGCCGCCAAAGUCUGCUACGACCACUGUAUAUCCAUCAACUUUGCCAGCGAUACACCACCUCCAUUAUAUCUUUGUAUCGAAUGCGCAAACGAAAUUCAUCGUGAACAUCCUAACCAAGUGUUUUCUGAUAUUUUGCAUCCUAUGCAGCAGGUUUCGAUGAUAUGUGAGAACAAGAACUGUCGGUCGAACGAUAAAUCAGCAAUAUCCAUAUGUUUUUCUACCGAGUGCGCUAGUUAUAAUGGGAACCACCCGAUUAGGUAUUGCGAACAAUGCCAUAACAACAGGCAUAAUAAUAGGAGGGGUGGGGAUCACAUAGUUCAUAAAUGCAUACCCCCCACUUGGUCUAUGGAACCAGAAAUGCAAACUUACAUGGUCGGUGCAAUUGUUAGCCUAUUGAAAGAAGCCAAAAUAUCACAGGGCGACCCUCGAGAUGAAAAAAAGGAUUCGGAUACGAAAGACAUAAAGGAUAGCAAGGAAUCGAAAGACAGAAGAAGCCCAGUGCCAACUUUAGACAAUAUUUCGAUAGAAGAAAGGCAGCUGCUAGGACGAUAUGGAGUUUGGUUAUUAGUUGGUAGAUGUAGCCCUACGGAAAAUGCACCGACACAUGUCUUGGGAAGACUUUUAGCGAUGAUUUUCCAUUGGUUUUAUAUAACGGCAUAUUCGUAUAACGGCCAAGAUGAAGGGAGUCUGGAGAAGCUGAAAACUGAAAUUGUAUGCAACUGGUUACAUGAAAUAAUCAACACACAUUACAAAUUAUUUAUAUCAUGUUUGUUACCUCACCCUGCAGAGUACGCCAGAGUUGGUGGACAGUGGGACACGCUUUCGUCGCGCAUAACACACCUAAAGGAUGGCUUACACCGAUUAUUUUGUCUGAUUCCUUAUGAGGUCAUAUCCCAAGAGAUUUGGGACGCGAUUAUGCCGCAUUGGAUGGAAGCAAUUGUGAACGAUGUGCCAGAACGAGAACUGGGCGAAUUAAGGGUAAUUUUAAACAAAAUCCUGGAUACCGAGAUGAGCCCUUUAGGAUUCAAUGCAAAGAAAAUGUAUCAUUUUGUCGCGAUCAGGUUCCAAAACACAAGCGCGAAAAUACAGCAGCAAGCGCUGCACUGGUUGCAGACAUUGACACUUUUGGAAAUCGUUAUCCCCCUACAUUUAUUGUUUUCCAUAUUUGGGGAAGGGGUGUCGUGUAUGAAAGAUGGAGGUAGUGCUAAUGAGGAAUCAGGAGAAACGAAAACUGCAUUCACAGACCUAGAGGUAUUCAACGCAACUGGGCAAGAGCAAAAGAGAGGAUCGAUAUACGAAGAAAAGACUGUAGCCCAAGUAACGUACGAAACCGACGCAGAACAUAACUUAUUCUGCUGCAUACUGAUGCUAGAUAUUCUGUUGAAACAAAUGGAGCUGCAGCAGAUAGACAAACAUACAGGAAUAGGUUCGUCUCUGUGCAAAGACGUAUGUUGCUUGUUGAAAUGUAUGAUCACAACAGCAUACAUAGGAAAUCAUUCUUGCACAUCCAAAUCAGAAUGUCCCAGCUGUGAAUCGAGCAUAAUGUGGCACCAAUUGGCCUUGCAACUGAUCAAAUUUCUAUUACCAGUACAUCCAGCUCAUCCACCAGACCCACUCCUGGAUGACAACAGCGAUGACACCUACAGCAGGAAAAGUCCACCAGAAACGGAAAAGAAAGACACGAAGGACGUUAUCCUAAACAUGCCCAUUCCGGAAGUCCAUUCAGUAGGAGGAGUUCUUGUUCAUAUGCCACACGUGUGCUCUAUAAUGACUGCGACAGUUGAGACAGUUUCAGAGCAAUUGGAUUUAACAGCUAUAAUACCAGCUGAAAAAGUCGUUUCAGCUGUAGCAAGAGCUAUCACCUUAUCUGAAUCGGAUAUAGGCAUUAAACAAUCAGUGACUGGCUCAUCACAAUCCUCGAAACAAACUCCGCCAGUGAUGAGUAACGACGAAGUGAUCGAGUCAGACUCAGGCGACGACACUGAAAACUUUUGGCAAACAUCGAUAGGAAAAUUCCGAUAUUCCGUUGAGGAACUGCCUUACCCGAUGCAAUACAUAUACCAGCUGUUACAAGAACUAUCGAAAGUGGAAAAGUCUGACAUUCUCUACUACAUGCUACAGUCACUGAAUAUACUCAUCUUACAUGGUGAUGCUUGUACCAAAGCUUCCAAAGAACAUCGCGGGUUUUUCAUUUGGUGUCAGGAAAAUUUGCUGAUAAAAAACUUAUGGGAGCUAUGCAAUUCGGAACAUUCGCAAAUCUGUCAAGUAGUCGUUCCUGUUUUGCUUCACUGUAUCACUUUGCCAGUGGGUUUUGACGUAUUUUGGCGAGUGAUCCAAGAGGAGUUCCACAACACAGAUUGGUGCGUCAGAUUCACAGCCGUCGAACGCGUUACAGUCAUCACCAGAUUUCUUGACUCUAGCCCCUUACGGAAUCUGCCUCAGUUGCAGGCUGCCUUAGCAAAUGCCUUAUGCUAUUUAAUCUCAAGUAUGGAUGAUAAAAAUGUAUAUGUCGCACAAAGAGCUGCUCUCUACUUGGGGACAGUCCACGAUUCAGCUGUAAAGUCGCUAAUUAUGUGCCUGGAGACUCAGUUCGAUACGGUAAUAGUAGAUAGGCCAAUGGUACUUCAGUGUUUAUAUCAACUGCAUAAUUCUCUAAGCGAAAGAAAAAUUUUCACAUGGGAUUUCUUUCUUAAUCGUUUUGAUACGCUAUUCAUAGAAGCACAAAUCACCUUGGAAAAGGCAGGGGAUAUAACUUACCUAAGGGAUCUCCGGAACUCCGACUUAAACAGUGAAGUACUGAUUCAUAAGAUUCAAAGGGCACAUGAAGCACUACUACAGUCUGAUGGUACUACCAGUACAAUUAAAACGUUAAGCGCUAGUUUUGGAACCAAGUGGCCUUACAAACGCACAAUGUCAGCUCCUGCAUCUAUCAUUGCUAGACACGAAACUAAAGAGUCCAAAGAGAAAGUGUACAGUCGGCAAUAUUCGGCCCCGAUUCUAAAGAGGAAAAGCUCACGUUUCGGAAUCGAUGGCCACGUGCACUCGUUAAACGUAACCGAAGACCAAAACUUAACAUCGUUCCUACAAAAGAUCGUUGACCUAGAAGAGGUUGACAAAGAGACGAUGCAUCUUUUGGUCUUCCUUCUGAUGCAGUUUCUGUCUAGAUCAGAUCAAGCUUAUCCAGCUGAAGACAAGCGCCUUUCGAAAACACAAGCAAUAGUGCUAAAGCACCUUUACUUACUAUUAGGAUAUAGUCAAAACGACAGAGGGUUGUAUCUAUCACCGCAAAGACUGCGAUCUUCAACUGUCUUUAAUGUAUUUCUUUCUAAUCUACCACAGCUGUUAGAUCAAAAUCAUCUGAUGGGGAAGCACAUGUUGCCUACUGUCUUGAUAUUGCUGCAGUAUGCUCCAUCACCGUACUAUAUUCCCAACACCGUGGAGUUACACAUGCCUGCGUAUAGUCUGUGGGAGUUGGAACCGCAUAUAAGGAAAAAUUGGCUGUUGACACUUAUCGUAUUACUCUAUAAGUAUCAAUAUAACCAACAGCCACAAUGUACCCAGUUGACAUCUUUGAUCCGAAUAGUACUCAACACACUGGACGCCCAGCAUCACCAAUGUAGAAGAAUCCCUGCAACUAUCAUCAUGGGGCCACCAUCAACUAGAUCUAGAGAUGUGAGUCAACCUUCGCUGGGAGCAGAGGUAGACCUUCCAGAGAAGGCAACACCGCCAUUGUCUCCAAUGUAUUCUUCUGAUGGUCAAUCAGUCCAUGUCUCAGUUAGUUCAAAAGACGGCAAAAUACAAGUGACCUACGCAAAGCCUUCGUCAACAACAAGUAUGGAGACACAUUGGGAAGAAUCCAUACAGUGUGCGCAGUCAGAAAAAAAACAUCAACGAAAAACAACGGAUAUCAGCCUCGAUGAUGAUACAGAAUCAGAAUUGAUUGUGAUACCAGAAAGUGAUGUCUCCGAUGGGGCGUUUCAAGAAAGCACGCAAGACGCUUGCGACGAAAGCAACUGGACGAGGCAAGUUUCAAUUAUCAAAUCACCAAAAGGGGGCCACUCGAGGAAGAGGAAUAAAGGAAAACCCACAUGGUUUAUAGGGGGUGAAGAUGACUCUCCAAAGCUCCACGAGAAAUCAAUGUGUUACGACCAAUUAAAGACGCACACCGAACGCAAAAAACAAUGUUCAAAAACAAAACUAACGCAAAAUGGGUCGCAGUUCGCAAAAACGGUGACAACGGAUUUCCACAGACAUGUAACCACAUCUAUUAUCGACACGCAUUAUGUGGAAAAAUCCUCGCCGAUCGGAAAUUACAAGAAAGUUAUCGAUUCCAGCGCUGCUUCCGUAUGUGCACCAGAUUCUGACUGCGAAGAUUGUUAUAAGAAUAAUUAUUCUGUCCUACCAACUCCUUCCUUAGAAAGGCUACUCCCUAUUGGAUCAUCGAAGCAUUUAGACUCUCCUUCACAUGAAGACCUCUUCCUGCAAUCUCAGCUAGAAAUUCCCAGUCAGGAGAGGCUCCUCCCCAUUGGUCAACAUUCAAAAGACGUCUCACAUCUGGUAGACAAAGUGCGUCAUGCUUUGGGAAUAUGUGAGACGCGUAAGGACAAUGGGAACGGGGCUGAGAAGGAGGAGCGGUCGUACAGCCAAGACCAGCCUGUUCCCACUUCCUCUACGUACCACAGCCCCAGGAAAUUGAUAAAGCAGGUCGCUUUGGAAAGUCCACCUUAUCAGUCGGAAGCUGAGGAGAAUGGACGGACUUACAAAUGCGCUAAGAUGGAUAAGAAAAGAGGCUUGAUGAACCAAAGGCAACGUCGCAAGGUGGGCCCCUUUUCGAUGAACUCGUACUCUUUCCAUGAUCCUAGGAAACCAGGCUCGUGGCUGAGUCCAGAUUCAUCUCCGAAUCAAGACGCCGAAAUGAAGCCCAGCUAUUGUCGUACGGGAGACGAUUGCAUCAACGACCAUUGCUCAGAAUGUGGCUGCAUCAAGCAAGAAUACAGUGACGAGGAGAUCGGUCUUUGUAUAGUCAUCUUAGGCACAUUUAUUCACAGAGAACCAGCUUUGGCAGCACCACUUUUACCCGAUGUCCUGAGCAUUGUAGCAAAGGUAGCAACGGAUCCCAUGUAUCCUUGGCAAAGUGACAGCAAUAUUUACUUGCCUGGAGGUGCAAUAAGUGUAGCACACCAAUUUAUACGAUGUGUCCUCCACCAACUAGCUCCAAAUGGCAUCUUUACUCAAGUAUUCCAGACGAAUGCAUCUGAAGCUGUUAGAUUAAAAUUUUUCAAAAGUCUUGUGCAAGCUCUCGUUGAUUUCAAUGAACUCAAUCCAGUAUCUCCGCUGCAACUAAUGCUAGAGGUGUUGAAUUCAAAGAAAACAUUGCCAAUAGAAGUGCUUCCAACAGUUCUCCAAAACAUGGCGUGCUAUUUGAACUGUUUGCCUCUUGAAGCAGCCUUAGGACCUAGUACAUCGCUGUGGUGUACAAUUUUACAGCAGCUGGAGGUAUUCUAUAGGCGGAUAACAUUUUUCCUAAACACUAUAGAAGACAUAACACCUUUGUUGAAGAUAAUUAUGUGCACCUUCAAGAUACCUUUAAUACCACAGUUCAAAGGUCUCUUGGAACCCUUUUCUAAGGUUUUCAGCUAUGCAAUCCAAACACAAACCAUCAAGUAUAGUUAUUUCACUGAAAUAUGUUAUCUGUGUAAUCGAGCUUUCACAAAGGAUCGCGACAAACUUUUCUUGAGUCGAAUAAUAGUUUUCGAGCUGCUACAGGCCCUAAAAUUUAAAACAACUAUUCCUGAUUCCAAUUUACUGACGCUUAUCAAUUUGGUGCUGCAGGACAUGGGAGGAUCUAUACCUACAAAUCCCAUUUUGAAGGACUAUCCUAAGCAAUUUAUGGAAUAUGGACCAGCUUUUGCAACUGGCAUAUCAGAAUGCAUGAGGCUCAGUUUAGGAGAUAUAUUAGAGUUUAUUAUGGAUUUCCAUGCAAUAUCAAAAAUUAAGAGCUACUGCAAGAGAAGAUCAGUCGGUCUAAAUGAAGAUACGUUGGGAGGCAUAGUGAAAUGUAGUCUAGCACAAUAUCUUGCUCUUGAAAUAACGAAGAGCAAUGGAAGAGAUAACAGAGCUGUAAAGAGAUAUUUUCCCUGGCUGUAUAGCACAGCUGCUAUGCAGCAAACACCUAGGGAAUUCAUAGAAUGUAUAGGUCACGUGAGGUUACUGUCUUGGUUACUGUUGGGAUCCUUAACCCAUACAGCACUCUAUGGUGUCAACCACGGACAGAUCUUGAGUCAACCGAUUCCUCAAGAAGCAUCAUGCCAAAUAGCAGAUCACAUUCAAAUCACCAUGCUGGGAUUUGCAGAACAACCGAAAGCAUCAAUACUGCAUAUGUCCUCUCUAUUCCAUGCGUUUAUUUUAUGUCAGCUUUGGACUAUGUACCUAGAACAAGGCCUUCAUAUCCAUCUGCCCAUUACCGAAUCCUAUAAUAUCACAAUGAAUCUUCUGUUUGACUUCUGGGCUAAAGUUACACCCUGUGUCCUGCAACUUAUACAACAGUCUAAAAUGUUCAGUGAAAUGGUGAGCCUGCAUUUUCUAAGUAUGUUGGAAGCUCUGAUGGAAUGCCACUCCACCAUUGUCGGAAAACUCUUACCUCUGUGGACUUCUGUAUUAUCUUCAAAUCAGCUCCAAUUGCCAGGCCACUUGCAAGUCAGACUGCAGAACUGUAGAGAUUUUCCUCCAUCAUCUCUUCAGGAAACUAUUUUCGAUAAAAAGCGAAAUCAGCACAUGAAAAAUCCAACGAUGUACAAAUGGUUGCAAAGAUUACAGUUUAAAAUGGCGCAGAUAGAGCUACAAUCUUCGACGGCGACCCAGUUCUAUUCUUUAUGAUUUACAUACUUUUGUUACCCAUUAAAAUCUAUUGUGUAUAAUAUAUAAAUUGUGUACAAUAAAAGAUUGUCCUUAGUAAAAUAAAAUAGUUUUUAUACUGAAA